UUGUAUAUACCCCAGGGUAUGCAACACACGUUGCUUGUAGUGGGUUUUGGCUCAGUGAAUAUUAAUAUACCAUAAAAUUAAAAGUUUAAAAACCGCACCAAAAAGUAGAACCAUCUUAGCUAAUUUAUGACUGAAAGGACCCAGGCCAUUUUUUUCUGGAUAUUUUGUGACCCUUCAUCAAGCCAGGACCUUGUGUAUGGCUCCAUGUGCCCAUAGGAUAAAGACAAAACCAAAAAAAGUGAUACAAUUCUUGAUACUUUUUUGUAUCUUUUGUAUCAAAGUAGUACAUUUCUGAGGAAAGAAGGUGCUCCUCACUGCUUCUAAAUAUUGUUUGGUGGUAUGUUAAAUAUACAUGGUGGUCUAGAAAAAAUAAUAGCAAGAUAUAGUAUUAGUAUAUAUUAUUGAAUAUAUCCUAAAAAAGCUCCAUUAUCAAGAUACCAGGUGGUGAAAAUUUCUACUCCACUGAUGAGAGUGAAUAAGAGCAAAACAGGAAUAUUAUUCAAAUAAUGCUAUGGUAUCCAAUGCAUGGUGCCGCACAUGUAAGAAUAGAGGACCCUUCUUACAUGCAUGUCUAGGUUGUGUCUAUUUUGGUUGUCACAAACAUAUUAGAGAGCAUACAAAAUCUCAAAAACAUAAUUUUUCACUUGAACUAAGCUAUGGACAGUUACAUUGUACUGCUUGUGGGGACUAUGUAUAUGAUGCAGAUAUUGAUGCGAUCACUAUGGAAAACAAGAUGAAUGCUGCCGAAUUUAGGAAAAGGUUAUUUGAAUGUACAUCAUGGGAUGCAACAGAAGAAGAAAGAGAUCUUCUCUCUCACAAAACCAAAAAAAUCUGCAUAACACCAGAAUGUACAAUAGGACUGAGAGGUUUGAUAAAUUUAGGAGCAACAUGUUUUAUGAAUUGUAUACUACAAGCACUUAUGCAUACUCCUUUACUGAGAGAUUACUUUCUUACUGAGAGGCAUAACUGCAAUAAUGUUCAAGGGGCCUGUUUUGUUUGUGAAAUAUCAAAACUGUAUCAAGAAUUUUAUAAUGGUGAUACAUUUCCGCUUGCUCUACCCUGCCUACUACAUUUAACCUGGAAACAUGCUACUCAUUUAGCUGGAUAUAGACAGCAAGAUGCUCAUGAGUUUUUCAUAGCAACAUUGAAUAUAUUGCAUAAUCAUUGUUUAGAUACAAUGCACAAAAAUAAUGAAUUAUUAGACAGAGAAAACGGCAAAUGUCCGUGCAUUAUAGAUAAAAUUUAUACUGGUAGCUUGCAGAGUGAUGUCGUUUGCCAGAAGUGCAACGUUGUUUCAACAAAAAUAGACCCUCUUUGGGACUUUUCUCUAGACCUAGGGCCAGUGACUUUGGGCGGGAAGCAGCCAACUUCAUUGUACGCUGUCCUAGAGCAAUUUACAAGGGCUGAAUUGUUAUCGUAUAUGUGCUCAAGCUGUGGAACCUCUCAGGAAAGCACGAAGCAACUCACUAUGAAAACACUGCCCAUAGUUAUAAAUUUCCAUUUGAAACGGUUCCAACAUUCUGAAGAGAUAAAAAAGAAAAUUUCCACGGUGAUCUCAUUCCCAGAAAUGCUUGACAUGACUCCGUUCAUGAGCAGCAGCAGUACUGAAAACCCCUAUCCUCAAGACAAUAGAUAUUCCUUGUUUGCAGUGAUAAACCAUGUAGGUACCUCAAUAAUGUCGGGCCACUACACGGCCUACGUCAGACAUCAUAGAGACAUUUGGUAUAAAUGUAACGACGAGAUUAUUACUAGAGCUAAGUUUGAAGAAGUUUUGGCGUCGGAAGGGUAAGAAAGGGUAUCCUUAUCUUAUUUAUAUUAAGCCAGUAUGCAUAGUAAACGUAUACACUGUUUUUGAAAAAGGUCCCACAACUAUUUUCUGCACGGGUCAAGUUAAGCUGAAAUUUCGGUAGGUGAACAGGAUGAUAUGACGUAAAAGUGACAGCUGAUAAUCUUAAGAUGGUGGCUGGGAGUUAUCUUGGAACAUUUUUUAUGAUGCCUAACCGCCAUCUUGAUAUUUUAAACUGGAACGUUUACGAUAAAAUAGAAAACAUGGAUAAAUUUCAUCAAUCCGAAUUUCGUCUUGCUAACUUGACCCGUUCAACUGUAUAGUGAGAAAUUGUGACAAGGAGGUUUCAAGAUUAUCAAAUAUGUACAUCAAGGAAAGAAUAUUUGACCCUUCAAAAAGGGUGUCCUCAACUAUUUUGUUUUCCAAUUAUCGCGAGACGUUUGGAUUUUCUUUGCAAACAUAGAUUAUUUUAGAAAUGCGGGUAUCGAAAACUAUGGCCGUUAUAGUUAUACUACUACUUACGAUAUCUUUGAUGUUAUCAAUGACUUUUUUCAGGUAUUUGCUAUUUUAUCAUAAACACGUUCUAGAUUAUGAAUGAAAAAGCGGGAAAAAUUCAGCGAUAUCAACGAUGUGAUAUGGACUCCAUGAUAUUUUUCCUAUCGUGUAGCUUAAUGUGAUUCUUUUUUAAUGUUCUAGGUAUAGUUAUAUUAUUAUGAUUGAUUCAAUUUUUAUCUGCAAGUCUUUUUACUUGAUUAGAAAUGAUAUACCGUUUACCGUUUCUGUAUAUGUAUGAUAUUUUUGGACCUUUUGUCGUGAUCAUUUUAUUAAACAAUUUGUAAAACC
Molecule: messenger RNA, 2629 nt
Organism: Acanthoscelides obtectus
Lineage: Eukaryota; Metazoa; Arthropoda; Insecta; Coleoptera; Chrysomelidae
Source: the annotation of a GenBank genome assembly